Panicum hallii is the source of this 1079-nucleotide messenger RNA. RefSeq lists its product as uncharacterized. The transcript has a single exon. The record is from RefSeq and is a predicted model, not a curated record. The coding region runs from base 456 to 788 and encodes 110 amino acids. Lineage: Eukaryota; Viridiplantae; Streptophyta; Magnoliopsida; Poales; Poaceae.
CCACUCCAAAAGGCAUGCUUACAAGUUUCGAAACUGGUCUCGAGAAGCUCCCCGUUCAAAUGAAGCUCGGACCUUGUGUUUCAAACUGCAGCACUGUCAGCUCGUGAAAAUGCUACAGUGACGGCGUGCUUUAAAGGCGGAUGGAUAAAAUCUGGUGGCGUGCCCAUGGCCGAGAUCCUCUCCGACUCCCGGAAGCAAGCAAGCCCCGGCGACACGUCAAAAGCCCCACUGCCCUUACCCUAGCGGGGGCAAAGCUUUUGGCAGAAGCAACGCCCGCCCAAAGCAAAGCAGGAACAAGGCUUUGCAGCUACCAGACUUCGAACCGGAGCGGAGCCAGCCACCCACGAGAACAAGCAACAACAAAGAGCCGGCCAUCUCUCUCUUGAUCCCUUGCUUGCUUGCAAGCACGUCGUCGCCGGUUCACACCGAUCGCUGGCCGCAGCCUAGCCAGCCGGAUGGGCGGCGGCGGCGGCGUGGUGCCGCCGCUGACGGCGUCGUGGCGGGCGGUGGCCGCGGCGGCGCUGGCGCUGUGGCUGGUCCCGGUGGUCCUGGCGCUGGCGCUCCUCUGGCUGCCGUUGCUCUGCUGCGCCGUCGCCGCCGUCCGCUUCCGGCGGGUCCGGAAGUCGCGUGGCAGCGGCGGGCGAGGGGGGUCGUGGCGGGAGGAGAUCACGGUCGAUGACGCCGGCGAUCAGGCGCGGCUGCUGCACCGGUACCUCCGCGACCAGAUGGAGCUCGUCGUCGCCGGGGCCGGCGCGGGGGACCUGCUGGAGGAGCUCCCUGUUCAGUAGUGCCGAAAAAUUACUUUCCUUUCGGUUUGCAGUUUCUAGUUCUAGGAUGUUACUUACAUGUGUGAUAGCUGAUCGCCUGAUCGGAGCUGCCAGAUGCUUGACCGGAGAACUCCCUUGUGGCUGGGCCGGUGGAGCAUCAGGAGCGAUUUCUUUGAUGAGAUCUCGUUUCUUGCUUCCGCACAAGAUUUCAGGCGGAGCAAAGAUGAGUUGUUGACUUGCAGUUCUUUCUGCUAGUACGUAAUACGGAGACAAUGAGGCAUGGGCUUGAACCAGCCUUCUACUUUCUUUUCU